CCUUUAUCGCAUGUGUGCAUUUCACUCGAUUGUGAAACAUCAGUGUUAUUUAUAAAUGUCUUUAAAACCGAGUAGUAAUACUAAAAUUCCUUAUUCUAUAGCGCAUUGUUUAAAUAUUGUUUGGAUACUUUAAAACAAGUGCCUUGCAUACGAAAACUUUACAAAAGAUUGCAUUUGCGGGAAAAGGAAAUAACUGUACAAAUCCUCAAUAAGCACAAGCGUCUGUUCAAAUCAUGCUUAGUGACAAACAGUUCAAGGAACUGGAAGACAAAGGCUACACGGUCGUCGAGAACGUGAUCAGCAAGGCGGACUGUGACCAGGCAGUGAAGGAGUACAAGCAGUGGUUGACUCACUUCGGGAACAACUUCCCUAAGUGCUUUAAUUCAAUAAUUAAAGAUCACAAUGUUGGUCACAUGGAGACAACGUGGCGAUUGAGACUCAAGACAAAGCCUGUGUUUGCUCAGUUAUGGCACACUGAGAAACUGUUGUCCAGCUUUGACGCCAUCGCUAUAGGGAGACCACCGGAAGAUGGCGUUGAAGAAUUUCAAUCGGAGGAGAAGAACACAAGCUUUGUUGAGCAUUUAAACCAAUAUCAUAAAGUCAACGAAGAAAAAGUUACCGAUGAAUUUAUACACAAGCAGGCUGUGGAUGCAUUCUACGUGUUUGAUCAUACAAAGCUGUAA
This is a messenger RNA of Dreissena polymorpha, 683 nucleotides long. RefSeq lists its product as uncharacterized. Bases 234 to 683 code for a protein of 149 amino acids. The transcript has 4 exons. Lineage: Eukaryota; Metazoa; Mollusca; Bivalvia; Myida; Dreissenidae. The record is from RefSeq and is a predicted model, not a curated record.